AUGGCGUCACCCGGUUCAUUUUCAAGACUACGUACCAAAUUAAUGUUCAUAUAUUUGCUAAUACUAACCAUACUAUGCAUAUGUGAGGCUCAAAAACUAAACCAAACCAGCAUAGUCUUCUUCUUGCAAGAUAUUGCUUCGACCGCUCCAAAUGCUACGGUUGUUCCGGUGAUUGGCAUCAAGGGCAAGGACUGGUCAUUCAACUCUUUUGGCACCAUUUUUGCCGUCGAUGAUCCAAUCACAGAAACCCCAAAUAGAAGUUCAAAUGAAGUUGGUCGAGCACAAGGAAUACUUGUAACAUCGGCUUUGGAUGGGUCUAAUGUGAGUGUGUUACUCUCGAUAGUUUUCACCAAUAAGGAGUACGGUGGUAGCACUUUGGAGCUUCAUGGCGUUAGUCGUCAAAAUGAGAGGUUUAAAGAAGUGUCGGUGGUUUCAGGGACUGGGUCUUUCAGGUUCGCUAGAGGCUUUGCUGUAUUUGAGACUAUCUAUUAUGAAAGAUCAAUUUCAUACUCGAUCGUUAGGUGCACCAUUAGGCUGCUUGAGAGUUAG
Molecule: messenger RNA, 549 nt
Organism: Humulus lupulus (European hop)
Lineage: Eukaryota; Viridiplantae; Streptophyta; Magnoliopsida; Rosales; Cannabaceae
Product: dirigent protein 2-like
Exons: 1
Coding region: 1-549 (182 amino acids)
Source: RefSeq, a predicted model, not a curated record